AUGAAUGAUGUGAUCAUUACAAGUCCAUCUAUUUCUUUAGCCAUUAGUAAUGAUGUUUCUCGAUUUGGAAGCUUUGUGGAAAAUGAUAGUAUGCAAGAGUUUCAUGUUAUUGUUGAAGAUGUAACUGAUAAUCGGCCACCUGGCAUCCCUUCAUCUGCAGCAGUGAUGCCAUAUGUUCAAGAUGAAUCAAGCGAUGGAGUUUUAGUAAUUAGAAACAGAGAAAAUGAGAUUGUUGCUCAAUCUCAUAGCAAGGAUGUUGAGGAUGAUAAAGGAGUGAAUGGUGAACACCAUACAACAGUAGCUAAAGCUGAAGAUGGGAUGCAUGGUCUGCAGAUGAUAUCAUUUGAUCGGAGAAAGAGGCUUCUAAUUAUGCAAGAUGUUGCAGUUGGCAUGGAGUAUUUGCAUUGGAAAAACAUUGUUCAUUUUGAUUUAAAAUGUGAAAACUUGCUUGUUAAUUUGGGAGAUCCUCAUAGACCCGUAUGCAAGAUUGGUGAUUUUGGUUUAUCAAGAAUUAAACGGAACACACUUGUGUCGGGUGAAGUAAGAGGAACAAUUCCAUUGAUGGCCCUAGAGCUUUUUAGUGUUCUUAACAAUCUAAUUUCCAUAAUCAUAUUCACUCUUAUGACAAUUUGUUAAUGUUAGCAUAUGAAGCUUUUGAAGGGAAGCAUACAUAACUAUGUAUUGCACUUAUGUGUUUUGACCUUUUUGCCCCUC
Messenger RNA from Lactuca saligna, 714 nucleotides. The record is from the annotation of a GenBank genome assembly. Lineage: Eukaryota; Viridiplantae; Streptophyta; Magnoliopsida; Asterales; Asteraceae.